UAUAAAAGAAAUUUAGUAAUUGUAAGAAAUUCUUCGUAUAAAAAAUAUAAAUUUGCUCAUUUUAGUAACAAAAAAGGAAAUAAAAAUGUUUACACAAUGUAGUAAAUCCGGACCUACGUUUAUACCUCCUAGUGUACACUCUAGGAAGACAACUUUUAACCACGACAGUGAUACCAACUGUAGAUUUGAAGUAUUGUGGAUGAAAAUGCCAAAAAAAAAAUAAAUGUAAAAGAUGAAGCCAUACAAGGAAAUAGUAGACAUUCUAACACAUUUACAAGUUGUGGAUGAAAUACAUGUAUUCUUAGUUAAGAUGUUUGAGGAAAUAGUUUCUAUCAAGAAACAAGGUGAAUUAUGGGUUGAAGAUAAACAGAAUUUGACGUUCAUGGAAAUGAAGAUAUCUCUGACGAAAAAGAUUUCAGGAGUAUUGUAUAAAUGUUCUGAUUUUUCAACCAAUAAGCUUAACAAGUUGACUGAUAAACUUACCACCCGAGAGCAUAUUGAGACAGAUGAUGAAUUAAGGAGAGCAUUAUCUUUAAACUUUGUCUCUUUAGAGACAGAACAUCAACAGUUACUUGAAAAAUUUAAUGACAUGAAUGAAAAAGUUAUGUUACAAAAUUCAAUACUAAAUCGUCUCUUUAAAAAGUUUAAAAGUCAACAAAUGGUAAUUAAUCAUCUAGAAGAAAGUACAGUAACAGAUAAAAAGUUAGCCAAAGUGAAAAAUGAAAUAAUGCAGGAGCUUCAAGCUGCCAGUAGUUUUAUGUCAGUUCUAGCAACUACGGUUGAUAAUUUCUCAAAAGAACAUAUUGAUCUUAUGAAAAAAGAAGAGGAAAAAGAUGAAAUGAUACGAGAUAUAUAUGAAGACAUAGAAAAUAUGCAUCGGAAACACACUGUUGUCGUGAAAGUUGCAAAGAAGCUCAAGAUUUUGAAAAAGAAUACCGUGAAAAUAAAGAAAAAUCAGACACAAGAUUGCCGAGAGUCAAGGCAGGCUUUACCUGAAGGUAGCAAAGUUAAUGCUUCAAAUCAUCAAAAACUUAUUCCUGUCAAGGAGUUUUUACUAUCUCAUUUACCUUCAAGGUAUCAACAUGUUGAAAUGUUGAACCUAAUUCAAUCCCUAGUUGAUAUUACAGUCAAACUUGAAGUUAGCGGAAUGAGUGAAGAAAGAAAGAAUUUUAAGACAAAUAAACAAAGUCUAGAAAUGGUUUUGAAUCAAACACAAGUCAAAGGAGUGUCGAAAAAUGUUGACGAUGAGUCGAACAGCUCAAACACGAUGUCAGUUAUCGCUGCAAAUGAUGUUGCCUUUGGAAGUGGUAAAGUUGAUGAUGUUUUUAUACGUACAGAUAAAGAUGGCCCUUGUCCAUGCCCCAAGAAAUGUCCAGAAUGGGGAGAGAUACGAGUGUUCACGUCUGCUCAGCUAAUGUACGACGAUGAUGACGCCAAACAUUUUCUAUGUACUUUCUUUUAUGACGAUGACGAACAAGUCGAUCAACUGAAAUAUGCUCGCGGUGAGCGAAUAGUGCUAAGAGAUUUGGAAAAAGAUUUAUGUAUGUUUAUUUGUGUCACUUGUGAUGUAGAACUCAUAAGAAAACUUGAAGGGAUGCUAGACAAAUUUGAACAAAGUUGGGAAGAUGCUUUUGAUAGGUAUGCCAAAUCUGUGAAAUGGAAAGAUGAAAGAUUAACAGUAAUAGUUUCACAUCCAUAUGGUUUGAAAAAACACAUUGCACUUGGUAAAGCUUCAGAAGAUGGAGGUUCUGAAGGAGGUAUACAUUAUGAUACUCCAACAUGUGAAGGUAGCGUUGGUGCGUAUGUUUUAAUGCCAGACUUUGAUGUUAAAGAUGAUGUCUAGCAGCUAACAUUAAUUGCUUUGUUUUGUAAUUGACGUUCUUUAAAAUGUAUAAUCCUAUAUGCCUACUCUUGAGCGAGCAAUUUUCAUAUAUAUAUAUAUAUAUAUAUUGCAUAUGUGGAUGUAUCAUGUUUUUCCAUGUAGAGCUCUUUACCAGGAUUGUUUGUAUCUACUUUUGCAUUCAAGUUCCCUUUUACAUGUUCGUUCUAGUACAAACUAUUUAGCAUUAAAUUUUCUUUAUUUUCUUUUUCUGGUGCUGCAUAGCACUGGAUGAUGGUUGUUUUCCUUCCCUUUGCAAUAAACCUGGCUGACAUUAGUUGUAAUCCCAUUAGUCCCAUCCCAACAAAGCCUUUGAUGCCUCUCUUGACAAUAGAAGUGCUACUCCCUGUGUGUGAUCGUGGUCUAGAUCUUCAUGUCCAGAAUAUAUAAUGCUCUCCUCAGUUGUCGGAUUGCUUACACUUUCACUUAGGCGUAGAAAUUCCCACAAACCUUGUUUUUUUUGUACUUUCUUAGUUUGUUUACCACUUCGUUAGUCACUAUCAUAAAGAGGUCUGAAAAUCCAGGUCCCUAUCUUGUCUUGGUUCUCAGAAGGUUUGUCGGUGCGCUAGCUUCCAGAGGGCUUUCACCAGUACACACCUUAGUCUCUUACAGAAGAAACUACCUGGCCAAGCUCUAGUUUAUUUGGUGUAUUAGCAGUUUUUGUUGCAACAGUUUAGUUCUAUAAGGUUGUUAGCCUUACCAUCACACCUCCUCUUUUUUCCGGACUUUAGACCUACAAGAUAUCCCUAUAGAGUGUAUACCUGCGGUGUUUUGAUGGUUUUAAAAUGUGCUAAUUGGUAAUUCUAAUCCCUUCAUCUUUAUAUACGAAACUUCCAAUACAAUCGAUUAACUUUUCAAUUAGUAUUUCGUUUGCUAACAUUUAUUGUGGCUUUGUAAACAAAUAGAUGUCAUCAAUAAAUCUGAUAGUACAAGUUUUCUUUUCUAAACAAAUGAGUAACUACUCCCACUUUAGGUAGCUUGGAAUAAUAAACGAUUUUUGGAAAUGGCUUGUUUAAUACGCAUCUAUAACUCUAAGAUUAAACUUAAGACGUGUCAGAGACAUGAUUGUAACGCUAUGGUGUUAUAAUGUCCUCUGAUUAUUAUUUCUGUAUUCAUUAAUCUACAUUCUUUUAUUCAAAGUUUUUUGGAUGUUCUUAUGAGAUGAAGAUAUUUUACUUCUAAGUCCGAACCUUCCGUAGAACGAUGGAGGGUGGCAGCUAGCAGGGUAUAAACCCGGGACCAUCGAGAAUUCUGAAUGUAUGUCCAGCGCUUAUAUCACACGACCUGGCAGCGAUCUUGCUAGAUCUACUAGCUAAAUUAAAUCUAGAUUUUUAAGAAUAGAUCUGAUAUAACUCUUUUAAACUAUAUCUAGAUCCAGGCUUUUAUUAGUGUCAUUGUAGAAAAUUAUAGACUAGAAUUUCUACUUAAGAUUACGAUUUCUAGAUGUCUAGAUCUGUAUGUAUAAAGCAAUCUUAUAACAUAUCAGAGCUAAUCUACUACUUUUGAAAUUUAAUAUUGCUUUCAGUUCAUUGAUAGAUUAUCUAUGAUUUUUUACGUAAAUCUAAUCUUCUUCUUCUUCUUUCUCAUUUUUAUGUUGGAGCGUUCAGAUGACUAGACCAAUAUACGAUAUAAACUGAGCAAAGGUUUCUAAAUCAGGGAAAUGUCCAUAUAGUUUUCUUUAUAUUUGGUUUGUGUUUUGGGGCCAGUGUCUGUACGGGCCUCUUGGUAAAGAGAUAAGUUUUGAAGGACAUUUCAAUGGUUCAAAUUUUUAGCUUCCGGUACAUAUGUUGUCUCAUUGUGUUCUGUCCAGUCCUGAGUCGAAAGAUUAGACGUUGAUCUUGUCGGUAUAGCUUAUAAUAGUCACCAUCUUUCUUGUGAUUCGUAAAAGAGCUUGUCCAUUUCUUAUUCACUUUAUUUACUAUUAGUUUCUUCAUUUCUUCUGAAUAGAGUGCAAUGUUUAAUUGUGUGUUUGUUCUCCCACUCUUGGCGAGUGUGUCAGCCUUCUCAUUUCCUUCUAUUUCUAUAUGCGCCUGUAUCCAUUGAAUAGCAGAUCUUGUGCUGUUGUUGUUUAGCUUUAUAAGUGCUGUCCUGAGUCUUUUUGUGUUGGAGGAAUCCGAGUUUUUUUUAAGCUUUGGAGGAUUGUUUUUGCAAAGGUUAGAAAGACAAUCUGACUGUGUGUGAUACUUGGUUGAUUUGCUAGUAUGGUAGCAGCUAGUUCUAGUGCUUCCCUUUCUGCUCUGUGGCUGUCAGAGAGCUCUCCAGUUGCAAUGAAUUUUUCUAGUUUUUCUCCAUCGGUCAUUUGAUGAGUAUUCCAGCUCCUCCAUUUCUGGUGGUUUAAUGAGAUGAGCCAUCCGUGUAAACUCUGAUCCACUGAUUGCUGGGAUAAUUAGUUUGUAGAAAGAGUUCACUAUUUUUUUAAGCUCUGUUAGAAUGUAGUCAGAUUUUUUAGUUGCAAUAAUGGUCUCUUAUAAUAGGAAGAGAGCUUUCGUCCCAGGGUGGAGAUACAUUAUGAUGUGUCGUGGAUUACAGAGUAAUUUUUUUAAAGUUGGUGUUUCUUUAUCAGAUUUAGAAAUUCCUAUAUUAAAUUAGUCUUUUUGAGGCGUUUUUUAGUGCCAGUUUUUGUGGAUUUUUUUUUUUUUUUU
Biomphalaria glabrata is the source of this 4521-nucleotide messenger RNA. RefSeq lists its product as uncharacterized. Lineage: Eukaryota; Metazoa; Mollusca; Gastropoda; Planorbidae. The record is from RefSeq and is a predicted model, not a curated record. Bases 233 to 1843 code for a protein of 536 amino acids. The transcript is spliced from 8 exons.